Molecule: messenger RNA, 1828 nt
Organism: Mercurialis annua (annual mercury)
Lineage: Eukaryota; Viridiplantae; Streptophyta; Magnoliopsida; Malpighiales; Euphorbiaceae
Product: protein NEN1
Exons: 6
Coding region: 127-1641 (504 amino acids)
Molecular function (GO): nucleic acid binding; 3'-5' exonuclease activity
Source: RefSeq, a predicted model, not a curated record
AAACAGCAAUCCAAACAGAACCUUACCGACUCUCUCUCUCUUACUUCAAUUGGCGCGUCCAUUUCAUAACAAACAAACACUAUACACUUUCAUUACGCUUCUCUAGCAAGCUAUUCCACGGAGACGAUGACAAUGGUUUCGGGUCAAACCGAAGAAAGAUCCGAAAUCGCAUUCUUCGACCUAGAAACCACAGUCCCGACCCGAACCGGACAAGGCUUCGCAAUUCUUGAAUUCGGAGCCAUCCUCGUUUGCUCCAUGAAACUAGUGGAGCUCCGUAGCUACUCCACUUUAGUCCGACCCGCCAACCCCUCUUUAAUAUCACCAACUUCCGUUCGAUGCAACGGUAUCACGUACGACGCCGUCAUUUCUGCUCCGAGUUUUUCUGAAAUUGCUGACACUGUUUAUGAGACUCUUGACGGGAGGAUAUGGGCAGGGCAUAAUAUACAGAGAUUUGAUUGUGUAAGAAUAAGGGAAGCAUUUGCUGAAAUUGGAAGGCCACCACCUGAGAGUAAGGGUAUUAUCGACACUUUGGCUUUGCUGACUCAGAAAUUUGGAAGAAGAGCUGGGGACAUGAAGAUGGCCAGUCUUGCUAAUUAUUUUGGGCUUGGAAAGCAGACACAUAGGAGUUUAGAUGAUGUUAGAAUGAACCUUGAAGUUCUCAAAUAUUGUGCAACUGUUUUGUUCUUGGAGUCGAGUCUCCCUGAUGCUUUUCCAGAAAAAAGCUGGAUUUCACCUAAUGCUACUACAAGAAGUCGUAAAAAUGGGAAAUCACCUUUGGAAGAGCAUUCCACAAGCGCAGAAGCUCCCUUCUCAAGUUCAAAGUUUGAAAGUAUUUCUCUCGGAGGUGUUAGAGCUGAGGGAAGCCAUCCAAUUAUUUCUCUUCUGACAAGUGUUGGAUCUAAUACAACCCCAUCAGAUCCAUUUGACAUGGCAACUCUUAGCAAUGAAAUAAAUACAGAUACUGUCCAGAAAGAUGUUUCCAUGGAAGAAAGGCCCUUGACGGAGGAGUCUUCUGAGCUGCCUUUAUCAAUGACUGUCCCUGAAGCUGGCAGUGGCGAUCCAGGGUUUUUAGAACCUGAGGAAGUUUCUAUAUCUUCUAUUAGGGUAUCUUUCGUUCCACUAUUUCACGGGAUUCAGAGAAUGGUGUUGUUGCAUGAGAAUGUCAGUUUGCAGCUUUGUAGUCCUCGUUUAAGAGUGCGGUUUGGUUUAAGUACAAAGUUUAUCGACAAUGCUGGGAGACCACGGUUGAGUUUCGUGGUUGAUGCACCUCCAAGUUUAUGUCAUGUUCUUGAUGCAUGUGAUGCUAUGGCUCAGAAAUUCUCUGUGGAAUCAGGUAGCAGCUCUGAUUGGAAGCAUGUUGUGGACAGAAGACCUGGCUAUGCUAACUAUCCUAAAAUGAGACUCCACAUACCCACUGCAGUGAAUGAAAAUGUAGCUAAGUAUGCAACCGAGUUAUAUCAGAAAGACGCUUCUGGAGCCACGCAAAGGCUUGUAUUCAGCAAGUUCGAUCCUGCAGAGCUCGAUACCUGGCUCAUUCCAGGGACCUUUCUAGACGCUUACGUCGCCUUAGUUCCGUAUGACUAUCAGCAGAAUGCUGGCAUCCGAUUAGUUGCGCAAAAAUUAGUCAUCCAUCAAGAGUAAAAACAAGUGUAACAAUUAGGCUAACAUACAGUUGAAACACAAUUUCCUUUGUUUGUUAGAAUAGAUUGCUUAAGGCAUGGAGGCUGGCUAGUUGUGACUUGACAUGUUUACACGUAAUUGCAAGAUUUGUUAAUAACAAUUUAAAGUUUAUUUAUGGGAUAUAAUUUAAAUUGACAUUUUCAAACAA